This is a messenger RNA of Myodes glareolus (Bank vole), 1619 nucleotides long. RefSeq names its product olfactory receptor family 10 subfamily G member 3 (gene Or10g3). Gene Ontology annotation, cellular component: membrane. Gene Ontology annotation, molecular function: G protein-coupled receptor activity; olfactory receptor activity. NCBI's taxonomy places the organism in Eukaryota, Metazoa, Chordata, Mammalia, Rodentia, Cricetidae. The record is from RefSeq and is a predicted model, not a curated record. Gene Ontology annotation, biological process: G protein-coupled receptor signaling pathway.
CCCCACGUGGGUCACAUCUGCACAGAACUCCCCACUACCGCCCCAGGGUCCCACAGUCUCCUUCAGUCCCCCUCACCUCCAGGUCAUCUAUGCUCACCCCGCUUGUCCAUCCUCUAGGUAACAGACCUCCCAAAGAUGGAAAGAGUCAACCACACACUCUUGACUGAGUUCAUCCUGACAGGAGUCCCCCACCCUCCCCGGCUAAGGACAUUCCUGCUUGUGUUCUUUUUACUAAUCUACAUCCUGACUCAGCUGGGGAACCUGCUCAUCCUGAUCACAGUCUGUGCAGACACACAGCUCCACGCGCGCCCCAUGUACAUCUUCCUCAGUGCUCUCUCCAUCAUCGACAUGGGCAUCUCUACCAUCAUCGUCCCCCGUCUCAUGAUGAACUUCACUCCAGGUGUGAAGCCCAUCCCAUUCGGGGGCUGCGUGGCUCAGCUUUAUUUCUAUCACUUUCUGGGCAGCUCCCAGUGUUUCCUCUACACCACCAUGGCCUAUGACAGGUACCUGGCAAUUUGUCAGCCCCUGCGUUACCCGGUACUCAUGUCUGCUAAGCUGAGUACCUUGCUGGUAGCUGGGGCUUGGGUGGCUGGCUCAAUCCAUGGAGCAAUCCAAGCCAUUCUAACCUUCCGCUUGCCCUACUGUGGUCCCAACCAGGUAGAUUACUUCUUCUGUGACAUCCCUGCAGUUCUGAAGCUAGCCUGUGCAGAUACCACAGUCAAUGAGUUGGUGACCUUUGUGGAUAUUGGAGUGGUGGUUGCCAGUUGUUUCUCCCUGAUCCUCCUCUCCUACAUCUAUAUCAUUCGGGCCAUCCUAAGAAUCCGCACAGCUGAUGGGCGGCGAAGGGCCUUCUCGACAUGUGGAGCCCACAUAACUAUUGUUACCGUGUACUACGUGCCCUGCGCCUUCAUCUACCUGCGCCCUGACAGUCACAGCGUCCUGGAUGGGGCAGCGGCUCUCUUCCCCACGGCCAUCACUCCCUUCCUCAAUCCCCUCAUCUACACUCUGAGGAACCAGGAGGUGAAACUGGCCUUGAGGAGAAUGAUAGGAGGGCAGAAGACUAAGAGUGAGGUCUGAGGAGCCUCUCCUCUACUGAGGAGACACCCCGAUUUCAGCUUGGGUUUCAGGAGGUUUCCUCCAUGGGUUUUCUUAUCUAUGUAGAUCACAGAUUCACACAAGGAGAUGGAACAUGAACGAAGGGAAAAGACAACUUCCUAGCAGUUUCUAAGUUUCCCCUCCAGACAAACAGCUCCCAUCACCACAGAAGUAGAUAGUAACAUGCAGUCACCCAACCAAGUUAGCACAUUUGCCACUCUGAAGAAUCCAGUGAGCCUUCGGUGUCCUGGGCAUCAUCGGUCAAGCCCCUCUACAAUAGUUCAGUAUAUACCUCAGCAAGGAACUAGGGACGCUUGCUGGAUUCCUAACCCUAUGGCCACCCCAGGUAAGUGAAUGGGUAAACGGGGAUUCUUGCCAGCUAAAGGAAUAAACCUUCUCCCAGUAUGGUGCCUUUUCAAAUUAAGCAACCCAGAAGCAGGAGUACAAUGUGGUCUUUUCAAAUAUUUCAAGAAUUCUAACAGGCAUUGGUGGCCUACGCCUUAAUCCCAGCACUUGGAAGGUAG